AAUCGCAUAGUUCGCAGAUAAACUCGUCUCUGAUUGGAUAAUGACGUGAGGAGCGGGAGACACUCACCUGCGGCUGACGUCAAUAACGAGCGAGCCAGAGCAGCGCUUGCUAGAAAGAAAACAGAGGCACAGCAGAAGUCUUCGGAACAGUGUCUUUUAAACGUUUUUAUCUACAAUUUUAAGAAGUUUUUAGAGGGUCUGCUGCUGUUCAAUUGGAAAAUUAAAAGUUUGCACGGUACUGUGAAAUCACAAGAAGUGAGUUUGUGGCUGAUCCGAAUGUCUGUGGUCCUCUACGCACUCCAGAGAUGUAUGACGCAGCUGUUGCUGAUCUCCAGGCUGAAAACAUCCAAGGCGUCAGAGGGAUAAAGGUGCCAUUUUGUCUUCAGUGCAAAUAUGACUGACUCAGAGCGAACCUUCCUAGAUGGCGCCAUCAUGGAAGUCCUACCACAACUUCAAGCAGUAAACAAAAACAUCCUGGAAGAGCACUUGCAGUCCAUUGGAGUCGAGACGUAUGAUCUACGCUUCGUAACGGAGGCUGAUUUGAUGACAGCAUUAAGACCUGUAGAAGCCAGAAAGCUUCUUUCUGCUUGGAAACAGAAAUACCACACUCCCGAGAAGAGUUCACUAUCAUCUAUGGAAGCCUCACCUACCCAAUCGCUGCCAUCGCUCUCUGUUUCACCCCAAAGUUCAUCGUCAAGCUCCUCCAGCAGUCCAGGACUUGACACACAGUGGGACAUCAACUUUGAAAUUCCAUGGAGUAAAUUUCCUGAGGAAGUGAUGCAGGCUUUAGAGAGGGGAAAAAGGCCUGGCCCAAAACUAACGAGGCAAAUGGUCUGGAUUGUUGUGACUGAGAUGAUGCAAAAAUGCCCUCAUGUAGGUAAAAAGCAUUCAACUGACGUUGCAACAAAAAUGGUGGCAAAAUAUCCCAGUUCUCUCCAAGAUGUAAUAGAGGGUGAUAUUGUUGGAACAGGCUACCAUUCCCUUGUCAAACAGUUGCAAAACAGAAUUGAAAAUGUGAGGCGCACUUCAACACCCAAAAUAAGAAAAAGAAAACAUCAGACCGAUGACUCGGACCAAACAGACGAGAUCCCAUUAGAAGACAGAGCAGCAAUGCAGGACACUUAUGGAUGCAUUAAAUGGAAUGUAAAAUUUCUGCCCCUUGAAGAAACUCAAGAGAGCCAGCAGCAAAAGAUGGAAAAACUCAAGGUGAUGUUCCAACACUCUGAUGCCAAUCCAGAGGAGGUAAAAUGUUUAAUGAAGUCCACAUUUUACACACAGCGUCAACAUGUCAACCAGGGAAAAAGUAUCAAAUGCCUUAGAGAGGAGUGGCCGUUUUGGUUUGAUGAACUUGGCAUGUCAGUCCACUUUAUGGAACUCACUGGGAUUGACCUCAAAGAGACAUUCACACGAAAUUUGGAUUUGAAAGGAAAAAGGCUACAUGACCACAGUUUGUGUCAACAAGAGCAAGAAAUUCCUUCAGAAUUAUGCAAGGCUUCAGAGGAUCUGGGGACUGCAGAGUGGCUGUUCAGAUAAUGUGAUAGAGAUGAUCCUGCUUCUGCUCAGCUACUUUGAUGAGAAGGAGGAGUCCAUGUUCUUCCAUGUAGAAGAUACAUGUCUGGCAGAAGAGGUCCAACUGGAGCAAGUGCUUCUGACACCCGUUGUUAUUGUCUGUGGUAAGUCUGUUUCAUAUCUCUUUUUUUUAAUUGCACUGUUUAUAGAAUUUGUCAUGUGAGUGCAGCACUUAAAUAAUUUGUUCAUAGGACAGUCCUGCUAUUCCUCCACAAGGUACACUAUAUUACCAAAAGUAUUCUGUCACCUGCCUUGACUCACAUAUGAACUUAAGUGCCAUCCCAUUCCUAACCCAUAGGGUUCAAUAUGAUGUCGGUCCACCUUUUGCAGCUAUUACAGCUUCAACUCUUCUGGGAAGGCUGUCCACAAGGUUGAGGAGUGUGUUUAUAGGAAUUUUUGACCAUUCUUCCAAAAGCGCAUUGGUGAGGUCACACACUGAUGUUGGUCGAGAAGGCCUGGCUCUCAGUCUCCGCUCUAAUUCAUCCCAAAGGUGUUCUAUCGGGUUCAGGUCAGGACUCUGUGCAGGCCAGUCAAGUUCAUCCACACCAGACUCUGUCAUCCAUGUCUUUAUGGACCUUGCUUUGUGCACUGGUGCACAGUCAUGUUGGAAGAGGAAGGGGCCCGCUCCAAACUGUUCCCACAAGGUUGGGAGCAUGGAAUUGUCCAUAAUGUUUUGGUAUCCUGAAGCAUUCAAAGUUCCUUUCACUGGAACUAAGGGGCCAAGCCCAACUCCUGAAAGACAACCCCACACCAUAAUUCCUCCUCCACCAAAUUUCACACUCGGCACAAUGCAGUCCGAAAUGUACCGUUCUCCUGGCAACCUCCAAACCCAGACUCGUCCAUCAGAUUGCCAGAUGGAAAAGCGUGAUUCAUCACUCCAGAGAACGCGUCUCCACUGCUCUAGAGUCCAGUGACGGCGUGCUUUACACCACUGCAUCCGACGCUUUGCAUUGCACUUGGUGAUGUGUGGCUUGGAUGCAGCUGCUCGGCCAUGGAAACCCAUUCCAUGAAGCUCUCUGCGUACUGUACUUGGGCUAAUCUGAAGGUCACAUGAAGUUUGGAGCUCUGUAGCAAUUGACUGUGAAGAAAGUCGACGACCUCUUUGCACUAUGCGCUUCAGCAUCCGCUGACCCCUCUCCGUCAGUUUACGUGGCCUACCACUUCGUGGCUGAGUUGCUGCUGUUCCCAAACUCUUCCAUUUUGUUAUGAUAAAGCUGACAGUUGACUGUGGAAUAUUUAGGAGCAAAGAAAUUUCACGACUGGAUUUGUUGCACAGGUGGCAUCCUAUGACAGUUCCACGCUGGAAUUCACUGAGCUCCUGAGAGCGGCCCAUUCUUUCACAAAUGUUUGUAAAAACAGUCUGCAUGCCUAAGUGCUUGAUUUUAUACACCUGUGGCCAGGCCAAGUGAUUGGGACACCUGAUUCUGAUCAUUUGGAUGGGUGACCGAAUACUUUUGGUAAUAUAGUGUACAUGCUGAGUCUGGAUCGGAACCUUAUCAACACAAACAUCUCCUCCUUCAUUUCUGCAUUGUGCCUCAUGUUCGAGGCACAGCUGGCUUGCUUCAUGAGCUGGCUUCAACUCUGGAGUUUCUUCAAAGGUGUUUUUUCUCAAUAAACCCAGAAAAAGGAACCAAAGUAGAGAAUAAAAACUCCAAUCGUCGUCUCAACGUGAACCCUCGAGUCCUCACCCUGAUACAGGAACUCUCCGAUCACGAGUGGCGUUAAGCCUAAAUAUGGACUCUUUCUGUGGACUCUGACUCUUUGUUUGAAAAGAGGUACUGUUAGUUUUCGCUCUAAAUCCACAAUGUGUAUUAUGUUUAUUAAGGCACUAUAUAAUUUUUUUUUAAAGUCUUAAAGAUGCACUAACUUUUUCUGGUAGCGAGUCCGCCACCUGCUUGUUUCAUUAAGAUGUUCUUUCUUUGCGGGAAUGUUUCACAAUAUGGUAUAAAACUUAUCUAUCUUGCAUUUAUUCAAUUAGAACUGUUUUUAUUGCAAAAAAUACCUUAACAAACGUGAGGGGGCUCGCCUGUAGAUCUGACCUGUACCUUGGCCUUUUGGCAUCACCUGAUUGGCUCCAUGGAGAUAGAUUAGUUUUAUGCCAUACUGUGGAACAUUCCAGACAGGGAGAGUGUGGGUUGUUGUUGUGUGCCUGGCACAUAAACUUUGUUUCAAACUUUGAAAACUUUGUUUGAAUAAAAAUUCAUCCAGUUGUUUACAGCUAUUGACGAUGGCUGUUAAAUAAAUUUCUCAAGUUAUAUUUUGCUUCUUGUCUUUUCUCAAGAUGUGUUUUUGAGAUU
Pangasianodon hypophthalmus (striped catfish) is the source of this 3866-nucleotide messenger RNA. RefSeq lists its product as uncharacterized. NCBI's taxonomy places the organism in Eukaryota, Metazoa, Chordata, Actinopteri, Siluriformes, Pangasiidae. The transcript is spliced from 5 exons. Bases 394 to 1533 code for a protein of 379 amino acids. The record is from RefSeq and is a predicted model, not a curated record.